Caenorhabditis bovis is the source of this 1092-nucleotide messenger RNA. Lineage: Eukaryota; Metazoa; Nematoda; Chromadorea; Rhabditida; Rhabditidae. The record is from the annotation of a GenBank genome assembly.
AUGAACUCGUCGUCGAUCGAGGAGGCCGAAUUGUGUAGUUCAGAAGAUGAAGGAGCCGAUUAUCGUCGCAUCGAGACCAUCUUCCAUAGUAUUAAUUAUGCGCUUCCAUUAUGUGCAAUAGCUGCUCUAGCGUCAAAUAUAAAUCUUCUCAUAUGCAUUCGUCGUGGAAUUCGACAAAAAAGGCUCCCAAUUAAACGAUAUGUGAUGACAAUCCAUAGAUGUGUCUCUGACGUCGUUACUCUUCUUGUGGGCUUCGCAUACUCAGCCAACGAAUACAUGAAUAAUUGUGAUAAUGAUCAUAUCUGCAUUCAGUCGAAUAGCUCGUGGUUCAGCAGUCUCCUUCAGGCGAUAUUUAUCCUCAACUAUUGGUCGGUCGCAUUGUCGUAUGCUGGAAUCGCCAUUCUUACCUAUAUCGCUGUCAAAUCCCCAUUACAGUAUAAGGUGCACCUCCGUUGCUCGGUUGUUCUGAAAACAUUGGGUAUCUCAUGGAUUGCCAUGAUUCUAUCAUUCGUUUCGUGCAUUUGGCUGUUCCAUGACGGCAAGCUGAACUACCACGCGAACAUGGUCGUUCACCUAUUCCUGGAUGACUUCGACAAAAACGAGGUUCACGUCGCCAUCUGGCUCGUCGAUCUCUGCGUCAACAUUGAUCUCCAAUCUCCAUAUCGUAGUGCUCUUGUCACUCUUGCGCCGCCUCUUUUCUUCUACGUUGUAUCCCUCGUCGCUUAUUGUAUUAUAUCUGUUGAAUUGUUCAAUAAACGGACCACGAACGCGAUCAAACGCCACAAAUCGGCCAUGUGGCGACUCGGAACCCAUUUGGUCUUCUUUUCGAUCACCUGUUUUCUCACCGGCUUCGCUUAUUACGGCUCACUGCCAAUGGAGCAAUUUUGCACCAGUCAGAAAUUGAAUCUCAACGCCUGCCUCGAACCCGUCGUGUUCUACACUCGGAGCACCGCGCUCGCCGUUUUCGGCUGGUUUAUGCGAAUGUUCUUCGAUGGCCUCAUUGAUGUGUAUGUUGAUGGAGUUUUGCGACGAAGGCCAACCAAAGUAAUUGCUCCUUCCAUGUUUUCUCUUACGACGAAUGAGGUACGGUAG